Messenger RNA from Colias croceus (clouded yellow), 1606 nucleotides. Its product is annotated as putative nuclease HARBI1. Lineage: Eukaryota; Metazoa; Arthropoda; Insecta; Lepidoptera; Pieridae. The transcript is spliced from 3 exons. Bases 296 to 778 code for a protein of 160 amino acids. The record is from RefSeq and is a predicted model, not a curated record.
AAUCAUCAUGAAACAAUGUUUAGCAUCAUAUGAACUUUUCAUUUGUGUGUUUUAUGCGUCUUCAUAUGCCUGAUAUAAUAUUAUAUUUUGAGUCUGAGAUUGGUUGUACGUUCUAUCAGAUAAUUCUGGUAAAUGAAGUUCAACAUGUAGAUGAUGUUUGUAGCCCUUGAGCAGAUGAAGACAGCAUUAAUUUUGAUUGUGAAUAUAUUUUAUCAUUAGACAAUAUCCGAAUACGUUGAAUUGAGCAGUAUGUUUUUAAUGAACCUCAAACUCAUGAAACCUCAAACUCAUUUUAAUGAACCUCAAAAGUGCUGUGAAUCAGUUAAUUGAUUUGAUACAACCAUAUUUAAGUGUCACAUCCAAAAGAAAUCAUGGCAUAUCUGCCCUUCAUCAGAUACUUUUGGCUCUACGAUUCUAUGCAUUGGGUACCAUGCUGGUGUCCGUUGCAGAUUUUAUUGGAGUAUCUAUAACAUCUGCUAGUCGUAUUGUCUCUGAUGUGUCUAGAGCCAUAGCAAGAUUGUACUCAAACUUUAUUGUGCUACAAAAUCACACUCAACAAGAGUUUUAUAACAUUGCUGGAUUUCCUAGAGUACAUGGAGCCAUAGAUGGCACCCAUAUAUUAAUACAAUCACCAAAUUCAAAUAUAGGCGAAGAGUUCAGAAACAGAAAAGGAACAUUCUCUAUCAAUGUGCAAGUUGUGUGUAAUAACUCUCUAGAGUUUCUAAAUGUUGUUGCCCGAUGGCCAGGAUCCACUCAUGAUGCAACUACAUAUAUUUAACCACUCUAAUUUAAAAGGUUACUUAUUUUGUUGUUUAUUAUGUGAAUUACACUGUUCCUAAUGCAAGGUCUUACAUUAUUAUAAAACUUGCACAUUCGUGUGAACAAGGUUUACUUGGAAAUCGUUGGCUGCUUGGUGACAGUGGCUGUCCGUGUAAGCCCUAUCUAUUGACACCUCAACCUCAAGCAGUUCAUCGAAUCAAAAGCGCAAUUGGCUGCAAAAAAGCUCGGCAUUUUGGCUAAAGUAAGACGAUAUUUCACACCAGACCAACUUCUCAGAUUAUACCAAGCUCAAGUGCGGUCGUGUGUCGAGUACUGCAGUCAUAUAUGGGCAGGUGCUGCCAAAACUCAUCUAGGGGCCCUAGAUUCGAUGGAAAAGCGCGCGAAAAAACUUAUAGGAGAUCCAAGUCUGCUAAAGAAGAAGCUCCUUACUCUUGAGCAUCGAAGAAAAAUAGCUUGCCUAUCGGUCUUCUAUAGGCUUCACUUCGGCGAAUGCGGAUCCGAGUUGCACAGCCUUGUACCGCCUUCUCCUUUCCACUUUAGAACUUCGCGUCGAACGGCCGGUUUCCACCCCUUCAUGGUUGACAUUCCUCGAGUGCGCACCAAGCGUUAUCAGAACACUUUUCUGAUCAGAACUGCGAAGGAGUGGAAUUCCCUUCCUCCUACUGUGUUUCCCAAUGAGUACAAUUUGGAUUUAUUUAAGAAAAAAGUGAAUAGGCUAUACCUCUCUGAUCAGGCAUGCUAACUGAGUGGACCGCAUCUGCGCUUAACAUCAGGCGAGAUCGCGGUCAAAUGCCUGAACAGUCUUUGAAUAAAAAAAAAAAAAAAA